AGCGGAGCAAGCAGAAAAAUCAAACGUUCGGUUCUCGAACCCGCAGGUGCAGUUGCUGCCCUGGAUCGCGCGCCGAAACACCAGAAAGACACCAGGAUCAACCUCCGCAUCCGGGCAACCGGGAGCCCCAAUUCCGUUUCCAUCAACCAUCGAUCGGCGAUUGGCGGCCCAAUGGCUACACGAACGAAGCUUGACAUCCGGCCACCACUGGCCGAGGCCCAGGCCAUUUAUGAACAGGCCAGCUCAGCGUCACCAAAGCCGACACUGCUCCCCGUCUGCAUCACGGUCCCAUCCGACCUGCUGACUCCGUCAGCCACCUACCUGAAGUUGUCAAAUGGCGCCACAGCCGAGUACUCGUUCCUGCUCGAGAGCGCCACAGGGAGCACUGAGACAGUCGGGCGAUACAGUUUCAUCGGAGCCAACCCAAGGAAAGUGAUAGCCACGGGCCCUGGCUACGAAGAUGUCGGUGACCCGUUGCGCGCGCUCGAGGCCCAGCUCGGCGAGGACAGAGUGAUCAGCAUCCCAUCGCUCAAGCUACCCAGCCUGACUGGAGGCGCCGUCGGCUACAUCUCGUACGAUUGCAUCAAGUACUUUGAGCCCAAGACGGCCCGCCCGCUCAAGGACAACCUGCACAUCCCGGAGGCCCUGUUUAUGCUCUUCGACACCAUCGUGGCCUUUGACCACUUCUUCCAGGCCCUCACCAUCAUCACCCACAUGCGCCUCCCCGAGGACCCCUCCGGCUUUCAGUCCGCUUACGACGAUGCCUGCGCCACCAUCCGCGAGACCCUCGACGUCAUCCACCGACCCGAGACCCCUCUCCCGCCCCAGAACCCGCCCGACCCGUCCACGCCACAGCAGUACUCGUCCAACGUGGGCCGCCACGGCUACGAGUCCUUCGUCACCACCCUCAAGUCGCACAUUGUCAAGGGCGACAUCAUCCAGGCCGUGCCCUCCCAGCGCUUCUCCCGCGGUACCUCCCUCCACCCCUUCAACAUCUACCGCACCCUGCGGACCCUCAACCCGUCCCCGUACCUCUUCUUCCUGUCGUGCUCCGACUUCCACAUCGUCGGCGCCUCGCCGGAAUGCCUCAUGAAGACGGACGGGUACGCGCCGCUCCCCGUGGACGAGCGGUUCGCGUACUCGGCGGCCGAGCAGGCGCGCUCGCGGCCGCGCAUCGUAAACCACGCGAUCGCGGGCACCAUCCGGAGGGGGCUCAACCCGGCCGAGGACGACGAGCUGGCGGCCGAGCUGCAGGCCAGCACCAAGGAUCGGGCCGAGCACGUCAUGCUGGUGGACCUGGCGCGCAACGACGUCAACCGGGUCUGCCACCCGUCCACCGUCAAGGUCGACCGCCUGAUGCGCAUCGACCGCUUCAGCCACGUGCAGCACCUGACCAGCGAGGUCUCGGGCCUGCUGCGGCCCGAGUGCACCCGCUGGGACGCCAUGCGCAGCAUCUUCCCCGCCGGCACCGUCUCGGGCGCGCCCAAGAUCAGGGCCAUGGAGCUCAUCUACGACCUGGAGCAGGAGAAGCGCGGCAUCUACGCCGGCGCCGCCGGCUGGUUCGCAUACGACGUCGUCCGCGUCCAGACGGACAAGCAGACGGGCGCCGUCCGCGUCGCCGUGGACGAGGGCCAGAUGGACACGUGCAUCGCCAUCCGCACCAUGCUGGUCAAGGACGGGGUCGCCUACCUGCAGGCCGGCGGCGGCAUCGUCUUUGACAGCGAGAAGACGGAGGAGUGGAUGGAGACCAUGAACAAGCUGGCCGCCAACCUGCGCUGUAUCGAGCUGGCCGAGCAGUACUACGGCGGCGGCGCGGGCACCAAGUCGGUCCAGGACAUUAUCGACGAGGAGAGGCGAAAGGGCGACGAGUUUUAUCGCCUCCAGACCACGAGCGCGGGUGCGUGAGAGAGAGAAAAGAGAGACCGGGAUGUAAAUAAAUAACCAAGUCAACCCCAAGGCGGGUUGGAGUGCCCACCAGGUGACUGAUAUUGCACCAUGUCUGACUGUGAACUAAAUCAUGUGUUGCUUUUCAAGACCUCCUCCGUUCUCUCGCAUCCCGACAAUCAGCGAGAAGCUGUAACCAUGAAUUGCGCACGCAAGCUGCUCUGUCCUGCAGCCCUUUCCUUGGUUUAAUUAUCCCUUCAGUUCAGCCAGUGAGA
This is a messenger RNA of Thermothelomyces thermophilus ATCC 42464, 2159 nucleotides long. RefSeq lists its product as uncharacterized. Gene Ontology annotation, biological process: L-tryptophan biosynthetic process. The transcript has 3 exons. The coding region runs from base 172 to 1905 and encodes 577 amino acids. Lineage: Eukaryota; Fungi; Ascomycota; Sordariomycetes; Sordariales; Chaetomiaceae. The record is from RefSeq and is a predicted model, not a curated record.